GUAGAAUGUGUGUAAGCUGAUGUGGAUCUGGUGAAUCCAGCAGCAUGGAUCCGUGUGAUGACAUAGAAGAGGGAGCCCCUCCCUUUAAGAAAAACAGAGUUGGGGAAGAUGAGAGCCAGAGUAAAACUCAUGGGAUUCAUCAGAAACUCAGAACUGGAUCUGGAUCUGAACCCAGCUGUGUGUCCUUAAGGAGUGACCAGUCAAAGGAUUUUCUUAUCCACUUUAAAUCAGCAGGAUCUUCUAAUGCAGAGAGAGUGGACCAGCAGAGCUCAGAGACUCCCAGUGGUCAGUCUGUCCAGCAGCAUCAAACACAGCUGGACUCCAUAUUUCUGCUGCUGGAGGACAGCAUUGUCACUUUUGUGAAAAAGGAGCUGAAGAAGAUCCAAAAGCUUCUGAAUCAGAGGGAGAAUGAGGAUGAGCUGGAGGAUGAAGAUGAAGGGCAGAGGAGCAGCAGAGAGUCACUGAUAAAUAUCACAGAGAACUUCCUGAGGAGAAUGAAGCAGGAGGAGCUGGCUGAUCGAUUGCAGAGAGGAUCUUCUCCUGCAGUUUGUAAACAUAAAGUCCAAUCUGGGUUGAAAAAGAAGUUCAAGCAUGUGUUUGAGGGAAUCACCAAAGCAGGAAACCCAACCCUUCUGAAUGAGAUCUACACAGAUCUCUACAUCACAGAGGGAGGAACUGGAGAGUUGAAUGAAGAACAUGAGGUCAGACAGAUUGAAGCAGCAUUCAGGAAAGCAGACAGAGCAGAAAAAAGCAUCAGACAAGAAGAGCUCUUUGAACUCCCAGUUGGAAGACAAGAACCAAUCAGAACCGUGAUGACUAAGGGAGUGGCUGGCAUCGGGAAAACAGUCUUAACACAGAAGUUCACUCUGGACUGGGCUGAAGGCAAAGCUAACCAGAACAUCAACUACAUCUUUCCAUUUACUUUCAGAGAGCUGAAUGUGCUGAAAGAGAAGAAGUUCAGCUUAGUGGAACUUGUUCAUCACUUCUUCCCUGAAACCAAAGAAGCAGGAAUCUGCAGCUUUGAAGACUUCCAGGUCAUCUUCAUCUUUGAUGGUCUGGAUGAGUGUCGACUUCCGCUGAACUUCCAUAAAACACAGAUCCUAACUGACCCUAGAAAGUCCACCACAGUGGGUGAUCUGCUGACAAACCUCAUCAGGGGGAAGCUGCUUUCCUCUGCUCGCCUCUGGAUCACCACACGACCUGCAGCAGCCAAUCAGAUCCCUGCUGAGUGUGUUGACAUGGUGACAGAAGUCAGAGGGUUCAAUGAGCCACAGAAGGAGGAGUACUUCAGGAAGAGAUUCAGAAUUAAAAAGCAGGCCAACAGAAUUAUCUCCCACAUCAAGACAUCUCGAAGCCUCCACAUCAUGUGCCACAUCCCAGUCUUCUGCUGGAUCACUGCUACAGUUCUGGAGGAUCUGCUGAAGAACACAGAGGGAGGAGAGCUGCCCAAGAGCCUGACUGAGAUGUACAUCCACUUCCUGGUGGUUCAGGCCAAAGUCAAGAAAGUCAAGUAUGAUGGAGGAGCUGACACAGAUCCUCACUGGAGUCCAGAGAGCAGGAAGAUGAUGGAGUCUCUGGGAAAACUGGCUUUUGAGCAGCUACAGAAAGGCAACCUGAUCUUCUAUGAAUCCGACCUGAAAGAGUGUGGCAUCGAUAUCAGAGCAGCCUCAGUGUACUCUGGAGUGUUCACACAGAUCUUUAGAGAAGAGAGAGGGCUGUACCAGGACAUGGUGUUCUGCUUCAUCCAUCUGAGUGUUCAGGAGUUUCUGGCUGCUCUUCAUGUCCAUCUGACCUUCAUCAACUCUGGAGCCAACCUCAUGGUGAAUCAACAGAAGACACCAAUUCAGUUCUACCAGAGUGCUGUGAAAAAUGCCUUACAGAGUCCAAAUGGACACCUGGACUUGUUCCUCCGCUUCCUCCUGGGUCUUUCACUGCAGACCAACCAGAGUCUCCUACGAGGUCUGCUGACUCAGACAGGAAGCAGCUCACUGUCCAAUCAGGAAACAGUCCAGUAUAUCAAAAAGAAGAUCAGUGAGAAUCUGUCUGCAGAUAAAAGCAUCAACCUGUUCCACUGCCUGAAUGAACUGAACGAUGGUUCUCUAGUGGAGGAGAUCCAACAGUCUCUGAGGUCAGGACGUCUCUCCAGAGAUAAACUGUCUCCUGCUCAGUGGUCAGCUCUGGUUUUCAUCUUACUGUCAUCAGAAGAAGACAUGGAAGUGUUUGACCUGAAGAAAUACUCUGCUUCAGAGGAGGCUCUUCUGAGGUUGCUGCCAGUGAUCAAAGCCUCCAACAAAGCUCUUCUGAGUGACUGUAACCUGUCAGAGAGAAGCUGUGCAGCUCUGUCCUCCAUUCUCAGCUCUCAGUCCUCCAGUCUCAGAAAUCUGGACUUGAGUAACAACAACCUGCAGGAUUCGGGAAUGAAGUUGCUUUCAGCUGGAUUUAAGAGUCCACACUGUGAACUGGAGACUCUCAGUUUGUCAGGCUGUCUGAUCACAGAGGAAGGCUGUGCUUCCCUGGCUUCAGCUCUGAACUCCAACCCUUCCUAUCUGAGAGAGCUGGACCUGAGCUACAAUCAUCCAGGAGAGGCUGGAUUGAUGCUGCUUUCUGCUGCACUGGAAGAUCCACACAAGAGACUUGAGACUCUCAGGGUGGAGCCUGUUGGAGUUCAGUGGUUGACUCCAGGUCUGAGGAAGUAUUUCUGUCACCCCAGAUUUGACCCAAACACAGUGAACAGAAACCUCAAACUGUCUGAAAACAACAAGAAGGUGACCUUUGAGAAGGAGCUUCAGUCAUAUCCUGAUCAUCCAGACAGAUUUGACGUGUGCCAUCAACUGCUGUGCAGAGAUGGUCUGACUGGUCGCUGUUACUGGGAGGUCGAGUGGACAGAUUUUGUUUAUAUAUCAGUGAGUUACAGAGGAAUCAGAAGAAUAGGAGACAGCCAUGACUGUAUGUUUGGAUUUAACAGUCAGUCCUGGAGUCUGAUCUGCUCUUAUGAUCGUGGUUACUCCGUCUCCCACAAUAACAUAGAAACAUACAUCUCCUCUUCCUCCUCCUCUUCCUCUUCUUCUCACAGAGUAGCAGUGUAUGUGGACUGGCCUGCUGGAACUCUGUCCUUCUUCAAAGUAUCCUCUGACUCACUGAUCCACCUCUACACCUUCAACACCACAUUCACUGCACCUCUUUACCCUGGAUUUGGGUUUAGAUUCUUGACUUGUUCAUCUGUGGUUCUAUGUUGAAAUCAGAGGAAAAGUUGUGUUCUCACCAGAGAAACUUUACUUGUCUGCCUGUUCAAUCACUAACAUGUUUUCAGAUUCAUACAUUUAAUUUGUUUCUUCCUGAAAUUCAUCUAAAUCAUUUCUUGUAAACUCCUUCCUUUUCCAGUUUUCAUAGGUUGAAGGUGCUAUCAUUCUAAAAUCCCAACGUUGUUAUUCUUUGUGAUUCCAGUCAAAGCUUCAAUGAAUGUCAGCAUGUCGUGUUUCUAUGAAGCUCAAAUAUUGUUCUGCUAAGCUCAUGAAAAAGGAUGAGAUGAUGCCUCUUAACCCUUGUGCUAUCCUAUGACCCCACCCUUACAUUGACGUGUUUUCCCUACCAUGACAAAGGUGGAUAAA
Messenger RNA from Oryzias latipes (Japanese medaka), 3608 nucleotides. Its product is annotated as NLR family CARD domain-containing protein 3-like. The record is from RefSeq and is a predicted model, not a curated record. Gene Ontology annotation, molecular function: protein binding. Lineage: Eukaryota; Metazoa; Chordata; Actinopteri; Beloniformes; Adrianichthyidae.